AUGUCGCUCCAAGACCUUGGAAAGGAUGACAUAUCGGAGGAAACGCACCACUUGCUGGAUAAAGUCGCCAGCAAAGAUUCUGAGAAUGCUGGCUUGCGCUCCCAACUUCUCAAACGCGAGGCUGACUUAAACGAACUGAGGUCUGUCCUGGAUGAGACCAUCAACAAGCUUAGGACUGAGGCAGACCGCGCGCUUCGAUUUGAGGCGGACCUGACGCGCAAAUCGGAAGAACUCAGCAAUGAGAAGAUUGCCUCGCAAAACGCUGCGUCAGCGCUUCGACUAGCCCAGGAGAAAAUUCAAUCUGAACACAAUGAAGCGCGAACAUUGGAGGCCACCCUCGACACCAUGACUCUCGAGUCUGAUAAUGCUCGAAGUCAACGGCAAGCCCUCGAAACUGAGAACAAGGCUCUCCAGCAACGUAUACAUGCUAUGGAAAUCAAUCUCAAGAACCUUGCGGCGCAACCACCUCCCUCUCAAAUUCCCAAACGUGGUCACCGACCUCGAUCGUCUUCUGUUACAGACUUGCACAAUCCCACUAUGGAGAAGGAAAUUAAUGAUGCUCGUCUUAUGCUUGGCCACAAAGACAAACAGCUUCAGCAAUUAGAAGACAAGCUCUCUCGGUUAGGCACGCAGCUCAUUAGCGCGGAAAACGAACGGGUGGCUGGCGAGCGUUCAACACAAGCUAAGCUGAGGGAGCUGGAAGCCGCUCUGGAGGAGAAGGAGAGGGAGCUCGAGGCUUUGAGAAACAAUGAUGGAGCGGCAAGGGAAGAAGAACUUCUUGCGAGAAUUGACGAGGAUGAAGCGAAGAUUGCUGCGUUGGAGCUUCAACUUCGCCAGAUUCAGGUCCCUCAAACGUCUCAGAAGGAACUUGGCAAACUGCAGGCGCAGCUAUCGGACGAGAAGAAGAAGAGUGCUAAACUGGAGUCAAAGUGCCUUGAGAUACAGGAACAGAAAGAAGACUUGCUGAGGGAGAAAGGCGCUCUUUCCCAAGAGCUCGCUCAGACGUCCCGACAACGAGCAUCUCUGCAACUCGCUGCUUCGCAACAGUAUGCCUCUCGUGAUCUUUGCAUAAUCUUGUUGAUUUAUUGA
Messenger RNA from Coniophora puteana RWD-64-598 SS2, 1089 nucleotides. RefSeq lists its product as uncharacterized. The transcript is spliced from 3 exons. Bases 1 to 1089 code for a protein of 362 amino acids. Lineage: Eukaryota; Fungi; Basidiomycota; Agaricomycetes; Boletales; Coniophoraceae. The record is from RefSeq and is a predicted model, not a curated record.